AUGUCGGGAGCUGCGACACCAUAUGCGCCUGCCUCAGCGCGAGCCUCAGUUGCGCCUACAGUUCCUCAAACGCCAGCUCUGCCGCCGCCGCCUCCUCCUCCUACCACGAGCACCCCGACUCUCCCUCCGCCCUCGACGUUUGAUAUCCUCCCUGACCUCCACAAGCUCCUUAAGCGCAUUCUUGAGACGCCUGCUCAGCCACAAGCUGCCACGCCAACCCCUGCACAGCUUGCCGCAGAGGGGCCUCUCGAGAUCCAACACGUUGCGACCGCAGCGAACGACAUCCGCCUCAAGAUACAAAAGGCACGACGCGCAGUGGCGGCCUUGCCGGACAUGGAUCGCACAUGUGAGGACCAAGAAGAUGAGAUUGAGCACCUGGAAGCGCGUAUUGCGCGGCUGAAAGCUUCCUUGAAGGAGCUCGGUCGGCCGGUCGCUCAAGCAGAGGAUGCAGACGGAGACCAGAGACGCAUCUCUUGCCCACGGCUCGUGAUGGUUCGUCAUCAAGACAAAGCCGAAGGACCGAGUGCUGACGCUCCAAACAUACGCGUUACAUGUCUUUUUAAACAGGACGUAGUAUCUGCCCAAGUGUCUUCGUAUCGUAUCACGCGUAUAACAAUUAGCGUCAUGUAG
This is a messenger RNA of Alternaria atra, 630 nucleotides long. RefSeq lists its product as uncharacterized. The record is from RefSeq and is a predicted model, not a curated record. The coding region runs from base 1 to 630 and encodes 209 amino acids. Gene Ontology annotation, cellular component: mediator complex. The transcript has 4 exons. Gene Ontology annotation, molecular function: transcription coregulator activity. Lineage: Eukaryota; Fungi; Ascomycota; Dothideomycetes; Pleosporales; Pleosporaceae. Gene Ontology annotation, biological process: regulation of transcription by RNA polymerase II.